Molecule: messenger RNA, 597 nt
Organism: Geosmithia morbida
Lineage: Eukaryota; Fungi; Ascomycota; Sordariomycetes; Hypocreales; Bionectriaceae
Exons: 3
Coding region: 1-597 (198 amino acids)
Source: RefSeq, a predicted model, not a curated record
AUGUCUCAGCUAACCGCGACCUUACCGCAGCGUUUCGUGCUGGCCGAAAUCAUCAAAUCUAGCAGACUCGACGUUGAAACACUGGCCAUGUUUGUUCGAGACAACCGCAUCGAGCCGGACUGGUGGAACAUGCAGCUACCUCCCAGGCGGAACAUGAACCAAUGCGUGGAGGCGGCAGACCGUAUGGGUAUAGCCUCGUCGUUGAAGCGCAGGUCUUCCAACGAUUACACCGAGCACUCUUCCAAGCGUACCGCCACAGCAAGCCGACCCGGAUAUCCUCCCCCCGUACCUGUCCAACCCAACUACCCAUACACCCACCAACCCCCUGCACCUCCGCAUGGCGCCGUCCUCCCGCACCCAGGCAUGUCGGAUUACAGACAACGCCAUCCGGCAAUGCCGGUAGCAGACAGUCACCCGUCCUCCUCGAUUCUCGCCAUCGUCGCAUAUAUCAGAUGUACCUCCUUCCUUCAGCAACGGCCUCGCGCCCCUGGCUCCCAAGCGGAACACACUCCCGGCCCUGCUCAGCCCGGUUGUGACGGCCGCGAGACCCAUCACCCCACCGGAAGCCUACGUCUCAGCAAAGGGGACGCUGAGUAG